CUCUAAAUAUAUAUGUAUGUAUGUGUAUAUAUAUAUAAACCCCAUCUCUCCAUAAUUUAUCAUCAUCAUAAUCUUACUACUAAUCCAGCUCAAUAACCCACCCCUUAUAAAUUCCAUCUCUAUAUCUAUAUAUUAUUCAUCAAAAUAUCUGUGUGAAUAUUCAAUCAAUUAUAAGAGUCGUUGAUCCGAUGGAUGAAAAGAAAGAAAGAAGAAAGUACGGUAGUGAAAAUGAAGAAGAGAUAUUAAUGGAGGACCUAAGAAGAGGGCCAUGGACAGUUGAAGAAGACUUCACCUUAAUCAACUACAUAGCUCACCACGGUGAAGGCCGUUGGAACUCUCUUUCUCGUUGCGCCGGGUUAAAGAGAACAGGGAAGAGCUGCAGAUUAAGAUGGCUGAACUACUUAAGGCCAGAUGUACGUCGUGGUAAUAUCACUCUCGAAGAACAACUCUUGAUUCUCGAACUACAUUCUCGUUGGGGCAAUCGGUGGUCGAAAAUAGCACAGCAUUUGCCGGGAAGAACAGAUAACGAAAUAAAGAAUUACUGGAGAACAAGAGUGCAAAAACACGCAAAGCAGCUAAAAUGUGACGUCAACAGCAAGCAAUUCAAGGACACCAUGCGCUACCUUUGGAUGCCCAGAUUAGUCGAGCGUAUCCAAUCCCAAUCCCAAUCCCAAGCCACCGGAACUCCCGCCUCCGCCGCCACCACUUACAACGUCGUCAUCAACACCCAUCAGAACGCGGAUAUAAUUAAUCUUGACAUGGGCUCCGCUCAAAUCUCAUCAGUUCCCCAGCCGCAUGAUGUAACUAAUAUCAUCCGUGGUGGUGGUGGUGGCAGCUUGGAGAACUCGAGCGCCGCGGUGUCGUCAGAUUCUUUUGGGACGCCGGUUUCUGACAUGACGACGGACUGCUACAAUAACUACGUCGUCCCUCUUAAUCAUGAUCUUAAUCAAGAUUAUUAUCCACCUGCUGCCGCUGCUGCUAAUAAUAAUAAUAUUAAUUAUCAUCAUCAUCACCAACACCUUUCUUCUUAUAAUUAUGAUGAUGACCAAUCUAAUAAUUUAACCAGCCCCUCUGGUUACUUUAACCAAGCUGGCGGGAUGGAUUUCGUUGAUCACCAAAACAGCCAAUGGAAUAUGGACGGUGGAGAUGUCUCCGACAACAUCUGGAAUGUUGAUGAUAUGUGGUUCUUACAACCGUAAUUCUUCUCUAUAUAAUAAAUAUCAACGUACAAGCUAAGAACAUACACAUACAUAAAACCCUAGAAAUUAAUUACUUAAUUACACUACUCGUUUUUAUUUUUUUAUUUUUAGGAUAAUUAAUUCUUCACAUAAUUUGUGGAGAAGCCAAGGAUUUUAAUUUUUUAAUAAUUUAUAUGCUUUGUAUUGUUAUUUUUUGGUUUGAUUUUAUAUAUAGUGUGUACGUAGUUUGUGUCGAUUAAUUAAUAGAGACAAAUUGUAACUUGAUGAGGGUGAAUAAUUAUUUAAUUCUACUAGCUA
Molecule: messenger RNA, 1496 nt
Organism: Erythranthe guttata (spotted monkey flower)
Lineage: Eukaryota; Viridiplantae; Streptophyta; Magnoliopsida; Lamiales; Phrymaceae
Product: transcription factor MYB78
Biological process (GO): regulation of DNA-templated transcription
Cellular component (GO): nucleus
Molecular function (GO): DNA-binding transcription factor activity; sequence-specific DNA binding
Source: RefSeq, a predicted model, not a curated record